Ooceraea biroi (clonal raider ant) is the source of this 1394-nucleotide messenger RNA. Its product is annotated as phospholipid phosphatase 6. Gene Ontology annotation, molecular function: sphingosine-1-phosphate phosphatase activity. NCBI's taxonomy places the organism in Eukaryota, Metazoa, Arthropoda, Insecta, Hymenoptera, Formicidae. The record is from RefSeq and is a predicted model, not a curated record.
CGGCGCAAAUCAGUUCGCACGGCGAACUGUCACAUGCAGCGUGACUUGCGACGACUGAUUAUAUCGUUUCAUUUGAAUAUCAGCUCCCGCUGAUCAAGUUGCACUGCAUGUGACGCCACUCUGAGACGUUUGAAAUUGUUUGUGAGGGUUCCGAAACGGGUAUACCGGUGAUGCGGUCGGCAAAUUCUCGGUGACUGUGACGUUUAUCUUAUCGAGAAGAUAUAGAUAGUGCGAUUCAUCGAGAAUAGCAAUCUUGGAUAUUCUAUUGGUCUAAUUGGAGAGCAGCAUGGAGACGGAGAAAAAAAGAGAAGUGCCAUCGACAAUAAGAAAGGUUUUAGCAGUCGACGCCUACUUGACAAAUGCCUUCGUUAACUGGGCAAACCAGUUUUUAUUUUUGAGACAACUGAAAACGCAUCACAAGUGCCUGGAGAUAUCUUGUAACGCUAUAGCAUGGCUGGCGACCAAUCUGAUGCUCAUCUGGAUUUUCAACAACUCAAAUCUGUAUCAGAUGCAAGUUAAUCUUUUAAUAGGAUUGAUGCUUGACAUCAUCUUGGUCGUCGUGCUGAAAGCAAUAACAAGGAGAAGACGGCCUGCAAGCAAUGACGGUGACGCCUCUGCCAAGAAGGACUCUUUCCCAUCCGGGCAUGCCUCACGCGCAACGUUCAUCGUGUAUUUCUUCCUCAAUCUGUGGCCCCUUCCCUUGAUAUGCAUGCCACCGUUGCUAGCAUGGUCCUUCUCGGUGUCCAUGUCCAAACUUCUCAUGAGGAGGCAUCACGUACUCGACAUCUUGGCUGGGAUAGCCCUGGGUACCUUCGAGGGUCUCUUAAUAGGGUACAUGUAUUUAGAUCAGCAGACCUGCACCGGUUUGGUUUGGUGGCUCACCGACGAAAAGAUAUCUGGAGCCGAGUACGAUGUUUGAGCAUCGUUGCUUCGCAGGGAAUGCACCACGUUAUUGUCUUCUUCUUGUUACUAUUAUUAUCCUUCGACCAUGAUGAAUCCACUUGUACGUACACGACGAGUCACUGUUUGCGUGAUGAUUCUUACAGACUCGUACGCGUUUGAUGAAUCGUCGAUUUCCUUGCUAAUUAUUUUGAUGAUUCCUGCGAUUAUUUUGGUCACGACAAUCGCUAGCGCAAAAGACCGUUCAGCUGGAACUGCUUCAUACACAAAGAAUGAAUAUUUUAUUAAAUUGUUGCGUUUGUAUUUGUUUGUUUGACUUUUUGACGAAUUAGGUAGAAUUUUAUAAUUUUAUGUGAUAUAUAAGCGUACAUUUAUACCACGAUUUAUGCACGUGAAAGCUCGACAGGGAUGAAAAGACGUAGUGUAUAAAAGAAACAUAGUGUCAUAAAAUAUUUUUGCAGCGUAGCAUACGAAUAAAUAAUAUUACCUUUUUU